Ictalurus furcatus (blue catfish) is the source of this 3466-nucleotide messenger RNA. Its product is annotated as Ras-related protein Rab-33B-like. Bases 19 to 711 code for a protein of 230 amino acids. Gene Ontology annotation, molecular function: GTPase activity; GTP binding. Gene Ontology annotation, biological process: Rab protein signal transduction. Lineage: Eukaryota; Metazoa; Chordata; Actinopteri; Siluriformes; Ictaluridae. The transcript has 2 exons. Gene Ontology annotation, cellular component: Golgi apparatus; endosome. The record is from RefSeq and is a predicted model, not a curated record.
ACGGGAGCUAGUCCUGCUAUGGCAGCUGAACACCAAAAUGCUGACCCUGAUACCGCUACGGUCUGUGACAGAGACAGUCUUGCGAAUGAUUCGUUUCAGGACAGUUUUCAAACAAGGGUAUUUAAAAUAAUUGUCAUUGGUGACUCCAAUGUUGGAAAAACGUGCUUAACCUAUAGGUUCUGUGAAGCUAAAUUUCUUAAAAACCCAGAAGCCACAAUUGGAGUUGACUUCAGAGAGAAGACCCUUGAGCUGGGGGGAGAAAAUAUCAAGUUGCAGAUUUGGGACACAGCAGGACAGGAGCGAUUCAGAAAGAGUAUGGUGGAACAUUACUACCGCAGUGUGCAUGCUGUGAUCUUUGUGUAUGAUGUAAGCAACCUGGCCUCCUUCGAAAAUCUGCCCGAGUGGAUUGAGGAGUGUAGGCGCCACUCAGUCCCACUGAACGUGCCCCACAUCUUAGUAGGGAACAAAUGUGACUUAGGAAGAGGAGAGGUUCCCACCUCAUUGGCACAGCGACUAGCUGACAGCUAUAAUUUCCCCCUCUUUGAGACGUCUGCCAAGGACCCUGCUGAGAAGGAGCAUGUGGAUGCCAUUUUCCUCACCCUGGCCCACAAGCUGAAGAAUCACAAGCCCCUGAGGCUGAAACAGCCAAGUGGAAGCACUGCAACACCCCUGACCAGCGAGCAGGAAGAGAAGAAGCUCUGUUUCUGCUGAGAGACGGUGGCUUUGUGUAACUGCCUUGAAAUGAUGAUGAUGAUGAUGAAAUGGUAAGAUGGUCAGUCUAGAUUGGGAACUUUUUGCUGUUUUUAAUGGAACAGAAAGACAUAGAGGGCAAGCAUUAUUAACUGUGUGCAAUUACCAAAGAUGUUCCUUAUACUCGGAAAGCCAGUGUGAGUGUUUACCAAUAAAUCAGUGCAGUGAUUAGGAAGGAACAACAUGACAGCAUUAAUGAAGCAAACAAACAGUUGCAGAAAUUUUGCACAAGAAAACGAUCAAAUACUUACAUUUGAAUUACAUUAAAAUGCCUCAUGCAUUAGCAUGACAAAAAUAUAUUGUCAAAGCAUACAAUACUUAUUUUACAUCACCCUUAAGAUCUAGGGCUCAUCCAUUCUGAGCAACUUGAAUUGCAGUGUUUUUAAAAAUGUUGCUUUUCUUUUCAUGCUGUUUGUUGUCAUAUAGUGUUGUGCUAUUGUAUUUAAUUGUUUGCAGUAUUUCAGUUACGUUGUGCCUGAGCCAGAAUUCAGUGAUUUUCAAAGCGAUAUUUCAGGAGUAAGAAGGGAACCAACUGAUGGUGUUCAUUAUUCUUUGAUCACACACUAUACGUUAUAGAUAUUCGUAACACUUCAUAAUUCAUAAUCACUAUUUGACAUAAAUGUGCUGCAUCGAUUCAGAGGAACUUGAGAAAAUCUGUUCUGAUUAUCUUGCAUGAUUGAAACCAUCCUUACUGAGGAUUUUUUUUUUUUUGCACAAAUGCAGUGUUGCAUAGAGUUCAAAAUGAUAUCAGCCGAAGUUACAUAAACGGUGAAAUUUAGCUGCUUGAUUAUAAUUGUAUCAAUGAAUAGGACCAGCUUUUUCUGAUUAGUGUAAAGAAUGGCAGUGAAAUAUUCUCAAAGCUUGUACUUAACAUGAUUUGUAUCACACAGAGGGACGUAUCCAUUAACAACACUUAACUACCAGCAUGACAACUUGAUAUAUGUAACAACUUACUCGAAGCUCACACUAAUUUUACUGCUGGAAUGUUACAACCUGCGGGCAGGGACCAGCCCGAUGAAGGUACUAAUCCAGCCCACCAUGUGAAUUUAGAAACCCAGCUCUAAAUCAAAAUUGUCCUGUGCACUGUAGUUGAAUUGAUAGCAUUUAAAAAAGAGCUAGUUUCUGUUAUUCCUCUAGGGGGCAAAAUAGAGCAGUAAACUCGGGCCAUAAAAGUAUAACAGUUACUACAGCUCCAAUGGGCUAGCAUGUUAACAUGUGAUAGCACGUCUUGGUAGCGGAUGAUUCUAUGGGCUAUCUUCCUUAAUCCUAAACCUAACCUUAAUCCAUCCGAUAUGUGACACAUUUAGAGCUGGCUUUGGGCUGCAGAGAUACAUACUUGGAUUUCACAGCAGCAAGGAUACAAUGCAAUGCAAUGCAAUCACAACUAUAUUGAUUCCCCCCCCCACACACACACACUUCACUAGUAUCGUGUGUGUGUGUGUGUGUGUGUGUGUGUGUGUGUGUGUGUGUGUGUGUGUAUGCAUUACACAUAAUCCCAGCUCAAUUCAAGGUUGUACAUUUAUUUACAUUUAUUAUUCAUUUAGCAGACACUUUUAUCCAAAGUGACUUACAAAUGAGAAAAUACAAGCAUUUUGUAGCACUACAAAUUGUAGAAAAUUUCAAGGGGGUGAAUACUUUAUAUAUGGUAAAACCAUAUAUAAAGGGGGGGAACUGUAUAUAUGGUAUGAGCAUAAUUUUUCUUUUUUUUUUGCAAUGAAUUGCAGUGUGUUCGUGUGUUUUGUAAGUGAUAUACAUUCAAUCUGUUUGUGCGUUCAGUACCUUUCAGAUAAAUGAACACAUUUAAGAGGAGUUAUUGAUUAUAGUGUAAUGUGGCCCGUCACCUAAAAUGAGUUUGACACUCCUGCUUUAAAGGAUUUUUUUGCCUAAAUGAAGAAAGCCUUUGUCACAUAUACAAUACAAUGUUUUUUUUAUUAUUUUUAUUUUACAUCUGAUAUGUUCAGAGCUGUGUGAACCAAAAAUGUAAUAUUUUAAAGUCAGUUUUGAGCAGCUUUUUACCUUCUCACCCUAAUCAUGAACAGCUGAUAAGCUAUACCUCCAGAGCAAAUAAUCUUUCUGUUGAAGGCUUGUGAAGGAUUGCGUCUCAAAUACGAUGAUGUUUGUUGUUCAUGCACCUAUAUCAGGCACGUGCUAUUCUUGAGUUGAAGAGUGUACAUGCAGGUGGUUUCAGGGCACAGGUUUGUUCACAGUAAGAGAUGUAGGGCAUUUUAUAUAUAGGAUAGGAUAGGAUAUAGGAACCUUUAAGGCAGAAUGAUUGGAUCCCAACAUUAAGGCUUGUAAUGUGACUGCAGCCUUAGUCCUAAAAUCAUGCCCCUGUUGUUGCUGAUGUCAUUUUACAUAACUGUGACUACAUGACAAACCCCAUGUAAAUCAGUUUUUUUCUUUCAAAAUGGAAAUAAAACCAUCAGCACAUGGUCUCCUAGUUAAUGUGAAUGUAGGCCAUAGUAAUGAAUCAUCUCAUGUCACUGCACCUUUGAAUCUGCUAUGAAUGCGCAUGAGAACAAUAAACCCAUGAAUCUGAAUCCUGAGUGAGAGGGGGAAAGCUUCGGGAAUACAGUGAAAACAACCCAUUUUGUGUCAUUUUGAGGAUGUCUUCAAAAUACUCUAUGUUUUUGUGUAACCAUUGUUUGGGAUUCAUGUAAUAAACCAGUCAUGAAUGUCUUAGUGAAUAAAUUAAAUAAAUAAAAUAUACACUGCA